Mobula hypostoma (lesser devil ray) is the source of this 4069-nucleotide messenger RNA. RefSeq names its product cGMP-dependent 3',5'-cyclic phosphodiesterase (gene pde2a). The coding region runs from base 167 to 3184 and encodes 1005 amino acids. Gene Ontology annotation, molecular function: 3',5'-cyclic-AMP phosphodiesterase activity; protein homodimerization activity; 3',5'-cGMP-stimulated cyclic-nucleotide phosphodiesterase activity. The transcript has 31 exons. Gene Ontology annotation, biological process: positive regulation of gene expression; cGMP catabolic process; negative regulation of receptor guanylyl cyclase signaling pathway. NCBI's taxonomy places the organism in Eukaryota, Metazoa, Chordata, Chondrichthyes, Myliobatiformes, Myliobatidae. Gene Ontology annotation, cellular component: nucleus; cytosol; perinuclear region of cytoplasm. The record is from RefSeq and is a predicted model, not a curated record.
AGGAAGAACGUGAGAGAGGGAGAGAGAGAGAGAGAGUGUGUUUGUGUGUGUGACAGAGAGAGAGAGGCAGAACGAACGCGUUGAGUUGCACAGCGAGGGAGAGACAGAGACACAGACACAAGCUGGUGCGGUGCGGUGCGGAGCGGAGCGGCGGCAGUAUGCAAGCAUGGUUCUAAUCCUGCACCACAUCCUGAUCGCGCUGUUUCAAUCUUUCAGGCGAGGACAGCAAGCCGCGGUGAAACCAGAGAGUGAUCUGAGCCAGUCUGCCGCGGUUCAGAACACCGAUGGACAUCCAGACUCCGGUGCAGAAAGAGAGGCAGAGAAUGCCACUGUAAAGGACGGGAGGAAGUGUCGCAGGAAAGGAAAAGAGAGGAGAAGCAAUAAUGACAGGGAGAGAGGCACAGAGACCUUCACAGAGAGACAGCACAGGUGUGAGCAGGAACAAGACCAGAAAGUACAGAGACAGGUGAAGAUACUGCCGAACUUUGAGAGUGCCUGCGCGAUUUCCACACUGCCCUAUACUGCUCAAGAGGAAUCUCUUCUUCAUCUCGCCUCAGUCAUCGAUACUAUCUCUCUACGAGCUGUCAUCAGCGAUGCCCUGUCAACGGUCCUCCCCAAAGUGGAGAGCAUCUACAUCUACCUUCUGGAUGUCAAAUCAAGCAAACUGCUGUGUGACAACCCCCCACACGAGAUGUCCAAGGAGGGGAGGCUCAGGGAGGCCGUCAUCACCAAGCAACGCAUCAAGUGUAACGGGCUUCACAAGACGGACAUCCAGGUGCCCGGGAUGAGUCAUCUGGUGGCUCCUCUGCCGAACGACAAGCAAAUAAUGAUCCUUCCAGUUAUAGACACUGACAUGGGAAGGGUGAUCGGCGUGGUUUUGGUAUACUGUGGGCUCAUGAACAACAUCAAUGAACCAUGCCUUCGCAUUCUGGAGAGACAUAUCUGUGCCUCCUGCAAGCGAGUCCAGGCUCUCCUAAAUCCACUAAGUUGGAGUCACUUCAACAUAGGCCAGGUCACCAAUGCAGCGAUGGAGAUCUCGGGAGCUUUCGAUGAACUAGACCGCAAGGUUCUUCAAUUAUGUGGCGAGCUGUACGACCUCGACGCUACUGCUCUUCAACUGAAGAUUAUUCAGUAUUUACAACGGGAGACUCACUCGAUGUGCUGCUGUUUGCUGGUUGUAGCAGAAGGCGAAACCCACCUCUUCUGUCAGGUGAUUGGAGACAAGGUCUUGGAGGAGGAGAUUAUCUUCCCGCUGGAUUUUGCUCAUCUGGAACAGUCUGAGAGGAGUAACAAAGCCCUGACACUCAGUGACAUCAGCGUGGAGCAGCACAUGAAGCUGAACAGCAUGCUGGGAUUUGAGGUCCGCACCAUGUUAUGUGUUCCGGUCAUCUCUCGGGCUACAGAUAAGGUUGUCGCCUUGGGCUGUGCCUUCAACAAACGAGCGGGCAAUUAUUACACGGAGGUGGACGAGCAAACGAUUCGGCAUUGUUUCCAGUACACAGCCAGCGUCCUCACCAGCACCAUGUCAGUGCAGAAGGAGCAGAAACUGAAGAUCGAAUGUCAGGCUCUUCUCCAAGUUGCCAAGAAUCUGUUCACACACUUAGAUAACGUUACAGUGCUCCUUCAAGAGAUCAUUCAGGAAGCACGCAACCUUACCAAUGCGGAGAGCUGUUCGGUGUUCCUGUUGGAGCAGAACAACAAGGAGCUUGUUGCAAAAGUGUUCGAUGGAGGAUUUGUAACUGAUGAGUCCGCUGAAUUCCGGAUGCCAGCAGACCAGGGGAUCGCCGGUCAUGUGGCAACCACUGGUCAGAUCCUCAACAUCAAGGAUGCUUAUUCUCACCCACUGUUCUACCGGGGCGUCGAUGACACAACUGGCUUCCGGACCAGGAACAUCCUUUGCUUCCCCAUUAUUGAUGAGAACAACCAGAUCGUUGGGGUAGCCGAGCUGUGUAAUAAGGUCAAUGGGCCGUGGUUUACCAAGUUUGAUGAGGACCUGGCUCUGGCCUUCUCCAUCUACUGUGGUAUCAGCAUUGCACACUCAUUGCUGUAUAAGAAGGUUCAUGAAGCCCAGUACAGAAGUCACCUGGCCAAUGAGAUGAUGAUGUACCACAUGAAGGUCACGAACGAGGAAGUAAUGAGACUGCUGCGGUACGGCAUUCAGCCUGUGGUCGAGAUCAGUCCUGACUUUGACAAGUUCACCUUCACCCCACGCUCCGUCCCUGUGGAUAGCACCGCAAUGGCUGUCCUCGGUAUGGCUCAAGAUAUGGGCAUUACCACCAACUUUAAGAUUGACCUGAAGACUCUCGCCAGGUUCUGCCUGAUGGUGCAGAAGGGUUACCGAGACCCCCCUUACCACAACUGGACGCACGCCUUCUCCGUCACGCACUUCUGCUAUCUCCUCUACAAGAACCUGCCCGUGGCAGAAUACCUGCUUGACCUUGAGAUUCUCGCGCUCUUUGUGUCUUGUAUGUGUCAUGAUCUAGACCACCGGGGGACCAACAACUCUUUCCAAGUUGCGUCGAAGUCGGUGUUAGCUGCGUUGUACAGUUCAGAAGGAUCAGUCAUGGAGAGGCACCAUUUUGCUCAGGCCAUCGCCAUUCUGAACACUGAGGGGUGCAAUAUCUUUGAGUCCUUCUCUCGGAAGGACUACCAGAAGAUGCUGGACUUGAUGCGGGACAUUAUUUUGGCCACUGACAUGGCUCACCACAUCGAGAUCUUACCGGAACUCCAGGAGAUGGUUAAAGCUUACGACAAAGAGAAGAUGGACCAUCACACUCUCCUCUUGAAUCUGAUGAUGACAACCUGUGACCUCAAUGACCAAACCAAAGGGUGGAAAACCACCAUCAAAACAGCGGAGUUGAUUUAUAAGGAAUUCUUCUCACAAGGAGAUUUGGAGAAGGCAAUGGGGAACCGUCCCUUAGAGAUGAUGGACCGAGAGAAGGCCUAUGUUCCUGAGCUCCAGAUCAAUUUCAUGGAACAUAUUUGCAUGCCAACUUACAAGCUCCUGAUGGACAUCUUCCCGCAGGCAGAACCUCUGUACCAGCAGGUAAAAGCCAAUCGAGACCAGUGGGUGAAGGUGUCCUCCAAAUUCAGCUUCACAGGGCUUCCUAGCAGCAGCAACUUGGACUUUCUCACUGAGAUCGGAGAGUCCCAAUUGAACUCUAAAGAUACACCCUCCCAGUGAUCGCAGAAACCAACCCUAACCAAUAAUUAUAAUUUUUAUUGCAGUUUAAACAAACAGAACAAAAAAAUACAAAAAUGUGUCAUUGGAAGCAUCUGAAAUCAAAAAUCAUUGGCACCCUACAAUGUGAUUUUUUUUAUAUAUAGGAACCUGAUUAAUAAUUGUCACUGCAUUCUCCGUGUUCCGUUUGCUGGAAUUCUUUUCAAUAUGGUUCACAACAUCCGUUCAGUGUCCGGUUUAUUAGGUACACCUGUACACCUGCUCAUUAAUGCAAAUGUCUGAUCAGCCAAUCAUGUGGCAGUAACUCAAUGCAUAAAAGCAUGCAGGCAUGGUCAAGAGGUUCAGUUGUUGUUCAGACGUGUGCAUGUGUUAGACUUCCUCGUCUGUGUUUCAAGAUGGGACAGGUGGGGUUACCGACACCGCCUUGGAUCCCUGGCGUCUGCUUUCUUUCGGAAUGUGACUCGCACCGGCUUGACAGCUAUUCUGUAGGUUGAAGGCGCCUUGAUAAUGUGAGAGGUCAGAGGAGAAUGGCCAGACUGGUUCAAGCUGACAGGAAGGCGACAGUAACUCAAAUAAUCAUGUUUUACAACAGUGAUGUGCAGAAGGGCAUCUCGAACACACAGCACGUCGAACCUUGAAGUGGACGGGCUACAGCAUCAGAAGACCACGCUGGCUUCCACUCCUGUACCUAAUAAAGUGGCCACUGAGGGUCGAUCCCAGGCAACGCAGGGCGUUAUUGAACAGAAUUCAUUAGCGAAUUACGUUUUAAGUUUGGUUAAGAAGAUGUAAAUUUGGUUGAGGCCAAGAGUUCGAAGAACAGUACAGGGGUCCUUUGGCCCACGCUGUUGUGCUAAGCUUUUAACCUACUCCAGGAUCAAUCUAACCCUU